Messenger RNA from Glycine soja, 2586 nucleotides. RefSeq names its product DDT domain-containing protein DDB_G0282237-like. Bases 130 to 2286 code for a protein of 718 amino acids. The transcript has 10 exons. The record is from RefSeq and is a predicted model, not a curated record. Lineage: Eukaryota; Viridiplantae; Streptophyta; Magnoliopsida; Fabales; Fabaceae.
GAGAGGAAGGAGAGAAGGCAGAGGAAUGAGAACAACGCUAAGACUUGCAGCUCGCAACUCGAAUAUUGCAAAAACUGAAGAGUGAAGAUUUUUGCUUCCAUCGUUCUCCGAACUGAAGGCUUUAUCCCAAUGCCGCUUUUGAAGAGAAAGCCUUUUGUGUUGCCUGAGCCACCUGAUGAUUUGGAGCCGCACGAGAAUGUUUAUCAAAUUCGAUUUACAAAAGAAAUAUUUCAAGAUUACAAUGAUUAUUUGAAUCGUCUAAAUCAGUAUCGCCAGAGGGUUUGGACAUGCAAAAUUACUGGAAAAUCUGGCUUGACUUAUGAAGAGGCUCUGGUGUCAGAGAAGCAUGCUGCUGAGAAAGUUCAACAGAUUCCGGAAGAAUUAGUGGCACCUGCUCUAAGGAUUAUCCACUACAGCAUGCUCCCUUUGAAGGAUCUUGCUGAUUCUAUUGCUGAAAAGUUGCAGGAACAGUUGUUUGUGGGCGCUCAAUUGUAUGGAAAAAAGAAUGACAGAGUACGUCCAUGUAAAGUAUUGAAAGUGAUGCAGGAAGAUGCUGAAAAUGUCCGCUAUGUGGUAGCUUGGCUUGAUGAAAACAAUAAUAUUAUUGAAAGAGAAGAAGUCAGCUCUCAAGAUUUGGUACAGAAGAAGCCAUGUUUUAGUAGAAAUAUUUUGAAGUCUUUUAUUCGCAAAUCUACAUAUCGAAAUGCUCCUUGGGUUUUACAUGAUAAACUGGCAAAAAAACAUGGAAUCUCUACUGACAUUCCAGAGGAGUUAAGGAGAAAGUUUUUCUUCAACAAUGGGCUUGUGGUCUGCACCAAAAAAAGAAAAAAUGAGGAAGAGUCAAUCAAAUAUCCAAUUGAUGAUCUAUUAGUGAAGCCUAGUCCAGAUGAUCCUGUUUUCAGUAGUCGUCCUUCUCCAUCAAGAGACUUUAAUGUUCCAAUUUAUUGUGUAGGGGAUCUCUUAAUGGUUUGGGAUUUUUUUAUGUCUUUUGGUAAACUGUUGCGGUUGUCUCCUUACUCUCUCAAAGAUUUUGAAAAUGCAAUUAGCCACAAGGAAAGCAAUGUAGUUCUUCUAGUGGAAUCUCAUGCAGUACUCUUACGAGUGCUCAUCAAAGGUGAUUAUGAAUACUCUGCAGCUGUUCUGGAAAAAAUACAGAAGAAGAUUACAUUGAUUAGUUGGAAAGACUAUCUAUCUGAUUUUCUAGAAAUGAUCAAUAUUCCCAAGUUGCGGCAACAUGAAGCAACAAUUAAACGGGGAGAUUAUGGUUAUGUAGAUGUCAAUGCUAAAUUAGAAAUCUUUCGUGAACUAGUCAAUAGAGCGCUUGGAACUGCUUUUGUCAGGGAAAAAUUGGAUGAGUUUAUUGAACAGAGGACGGUACUGGGGGCCGCUAAAAGGGAAGAAGCAAUUGAAGCUGCUGGGAAGAGAAGAAAAGUAAAGGAGCAGUUGAAAGCUGAUUUUGAAAGGAACUGUGGCGAGAAUGGGCAUCAUCUUGGCACGGUACUGGGGGCCGCUAAAAGAGAAGAAGCAAUUGAAGCUGCUGGGAAGAGAAGAAAAGUAAAGGAGCAGUUGAAAGCUGAUUUUGAAAGGAACUGUGGCGAGAAUGGGCAUCAUCUUGGCCAUGAUGCAAGUGUGUCAACAAAUAAUAAUCACAGAAUACAGAAUGGUGUCGCUGGAAAGAAUAGAAACGGAGAGAUAGAAUCAUCUAGGCAAAGAGAUGCAUUGGAUAGUGGGAUCAAGCAUUCAAACAUUGAUUCAAAAAUAAAGGCUAAAAAGUUCAAUUUGGAGCUGAAUAGAACAGCAGAAAUUGUGGAAGUAUCCAGAAAGGAAUCAAAGAAACAACCAGGGGGUGAUAAGGAUCAAUCAGAGAAAAGUGCAGAACAGAGGAGUGAAUAUUUUGAUCGGGAGAUGGAGAAAUGGCGAAUUCGUACAAGUCCCUUGGGUAAGGACAGAUAUUAUAAUAGGUAUUGGUGGUUUCACCGUGAUGGGAGGAUAUUUGUUGAAAGUUCUGACUCCAAGGAGUGGGGAUUCUACAGUAGCAAAGAAGAGCUUGAUGCAUUGAUGAGUUCACUGAAUUGCAAAGGUGAAAGGGAAAGGGCACUGCAUAAACAACUGGAAAUAUAUUAUAAUAGAAUAUGCUCAGAACUGCAGAAAAGUUCAAAGGAUUUGGUGCAUAAGGUUGCCCAGGAUGACUCUAUGGUCCGAAGGUCUACUCGUGUUCGGGCUCCACCUAGGGAAAAUCCUUCCAAAGCUUUCCUCAAAUAUGCCAAUGUGUGGAAAGAAGAGUAAGUGAUUUAAGGUGGUUUUUGACAUUUUGGUAAGAAGUUCUUCAAACUGAUGAAACCGGAGUUGGUUUUUUAUUCAUUUGGUGGGGGGUACAUUUUGGGGGGCAGGUCAGUUAACUUAUACUCUAUAGGUAAUAGGCUCGUAGGCUUGGAGAGAAUAGGAAUUGUUUUUCAAUCCAUUUUUGGAAGAUGGACAAGCGUUUGUAUAUGCUUGCUUUUGAAAUUUUAUGCAUAACAUAUACUGUAUGAUAUAGCAGAAAGAAACUAGUAUAAAAAUGUUGUUUUACUCUUUUAUGUUGCCUGA